AUGCAUGAGCGCAAGGAUGACGAGCCACACGACGAAUUACUAGUUCGUGACGCACAGUCCGAGCAGAGCCACCUCCAGAUCCAACCACUGGAGAGCGUCGAUCUUCGCAGAUUUCCGGUUACGUCACAUCGCGUGGGCCUAUCAACUCGCCUUGAAGAGAUCCAGAUCAUCCGAUGCUCCCUUCUCCCGUCAGAGCUCUUUGCAUUUGUCUUACCGCACGACGACUUAGAAGAAUGGUCGGGCUUACUCCGCAACUACGAAGAACUUGGCAGGAUUGACAUGCCUGUGGAGGAUUGGCAGCCCGCUUCAACAUGUCGAUUUACAAUCCGCGUAAAAGACAUGCCGUUUUGGCUCGAAGUAGAGCUUCCAAGGAAAUACCCCUCCGCGAACAACGCAUGUGAUCCGAUCAUCCAUUUCAGAGCCAACAACCUGGACAGACAAGAGCAAGAAAAAUGGCAGCAGAUCGUCGGAAUUCGGUUGACGGAGAUAAAGUUGCAGACAAUGGAGUUCGUGGUCCAGAACCUUCUUUGCUCUCACCUUAUUCCGCUGCUUCAUGAGCACACACAGGCAUUAAGGUCUUCCGAGCCCUCUUCUUCCGAGCCGACCUCUCAAUCUCCUGAAGCGUCAUACGACGAAAUUUACCACGUGCUGUUCACCUCGCAUCACCUUAUCUCGCCCGCAAAGCGACGCAACCUACAAAAAUGGUCCGCCGAGCUCUCCUUGCGCGGGUUCGCGAAAGUUGGGUAUCCUGGUGUGAUCUAUGCAGAGGGAGCACAAGACAACGUAACGGAGUUCGUGAGUCGUGUCAAGGCCAUGCAAUGGCUUGCACUGAAGGUGCGUUUCGAAGAGGCAUUGGACACAGAGAAACAUGGGCAGUUGCUAUUAUCCGAUGAUGAUAAGCAGAAACGGGUAGAAAGAGAGGAUAAAGAGACGAGAAGCAAGACGAAUUGGACCGAAGUCGAGAAAGUAGGCGAAGUCGUUGAGAUAAUGAGACGUUCUAGUCGUGAAGAGUUCGUGACCGAGAUGGGCCUUGGCAGUGUAUCUUCCUCCUCUAACAACAAUGCAUUUCGUUCUUAG
Messenger RNA from Fomitiporia mediterranea MF3/22, 1077 nucleotides. RefSeq lists its product as uncharacterized. Lineage: Eukaryota; Fungi; Basidiomycota; Agaricomycetes; Hymenochaetales; Hymenochaetaceae. The record is from RefSeq and is a predicted model, not a curated record. Bases 1 to 1077 code for a protein of 358 amino acids. The transcript is spliced from 3 exons.